Molecule: messenger RNA, 2250 nt
Organism: Tricharina praecox
Lineage: Eukaryota; Fungi; Ascomycota; Pezizomycetes; Pezizales; Pyronemataceae
Exons: 1
Coding region: 206-2143 (645 amino acids)
Source: RefSeq, a predicted model, not a curated record
CCACCCACGUCCACGUCGCCCACCAGCCCCGGCUCGGUCAGCAGGAGCUAUAUCAUCUACACUUCCCCCAUUUUCGACAGGAGAUCUUCUUCUCCUACCCACCGACAUCCUGGAUCCCACUACCACCACCACCGCCUACGCUUCCCCCACCACAUUCAACUCCACCCACUCCGAACAACACACAUUUCCUCCUGUCUGUUGCACAAUGGAAGGUCUCUGCCGCUCUUACAGUUCCCCGGCCGCAUCUAUCCGACGGACACUACGACGGGAAACAAGAAGUAUAUCCGAAUGGCGCGAGAAGGGCAAAUACCAGCCGUUCGACCUCUCCAAGGCGGCCGAAUACCAGGCGCAGAAUUUCCCCGACCGGGCUGCGACAUGGGACGGCACAUCGAGAAAGCAGGUAUGGUCGUCGCCUACCGUUUCGAUUGAGAUCGAGUUCAACCACUACGAAGACGACGACGACGAUGAGUCGCUAAGCGACGAGGACGAGUACUACGAUGCCUACACACAUGAUAGCUACAGCUACAGCACCCCACAGCCUGUCCAGGAGACGGUUGCGAGGGAUUACUUUUCGGCGCUGCCGAGGACGGCAAUCGUUGAGGAGGAUGAGGAGGAGGAGGAAACGAUCAACCGAGCCGAAGAUCUCUUUGCCGAAGAGCCCCUAGCCGCCGACGUCUCGGAAGCCGAGCUGGAGUCGUCGCGACGACGGUCAAUCGAGAUUGAGCGACAGCCGUUGUUCCUGGAGACGAAAGAGGACGAGGUGGCCGUGGAGGACAUCAUCCAGCACCUUGGCGACCCAUCGCUGGAUCCUCAAUCGCCCGCCCCGCUUCAGGAGAAGCCGACGAUCACCAUCGUCGAGCUGGAGGAGGAACUCGACACGGCUGAGCCACCGUCGCCCGAAGAGAUCAUCGAGCACUCGCCGCCGCCGUCGCGAGGAUCCAACGAUGCGCCCAAGCCGGACUUCCCGACAAUGAACGCCCGCGAUCGGUUCCUCAAGGCGAAGAAGGUGUUGUUCACCGUCGAUGUCCUGAAGAAGUGCAUUCCUCCGGCGCCGCCCCCAGAUGAGUUGAUCGAGGAGCCAAGGUCAAGGAAGGCCAAGGCCAUCGCAGCUCCCAAGGCCGUCGCAGCUCCCAAGGCCGUCACUCCCCCGCCGAAAGCCAUCACUCCUCCUCCCAAGGAGAUUGCCAAGAAAGUUACGCCCACCGCCAAGAUCGCCCUGGAGGCGUUCAAGCCGGCUAAGCCGUCGUUCGCGAAGUUGAUCGUUGCGGCGGCUGCAAAGCAAGCUGCUGAGGCUCCCGUUGUCGAGAAGGAGCCAGUGCCCGUGGUGGAAGUGGCUCCAGCCGCCCCCAUCAUCAAGGUGACACCGGUCGAGGAAACCGUUCAGAUCGAGCUUACCGCCCCCACCGAGGGCGGAGUUUCCCUGACUCCCACACCUCCACCAACGACAGUAUCCCAGCACCUGUACCCUCCCCGCUCCGACGAAGGUUACCUUUCCGGUGAGAGCGACAGCGAAAGCGAUGAUGGCAAUGGCGGCUUUGGAGUCUCCCUCGACGAGCAGAUUGCCAUGCACGACACUUCUAGCGACGAGGACGAGGCGCCUCUCCCAGAAGACCUCAUGACCAGCACCACCUCUGCCCGGUCCAACGAACGCUACCAACACCACUGCCUGGUUCACGGCCACUUCUUCCCCAAGGCUGGUCCUCUCCGCUCACCAGGCUUCCCCUACGAGCCUUUCUUCCCUCUCAUCGAGUGUGAUCGCUGCCAGCGCCAGAGCCUUACCGAGGCGUGGCAGUGCUCGCUUCUCAACCAGUGCGGCAUCAUCGUGUGCACACCCUGCCACGAUGAGCUCGUCCACGGCAUUGUCCCGAAGAAGGAAGAGAAGAAGGAGAAGAUCCAAGUGGUGAUGGCCGACGCCCUGGAUGCGCGCAUCAGCGAUGUCAAGCAGGGAAUGGAACUGGGCAUGCAGCGCGGCAUGAAGAUCGGUUUCGAAGUGGGACUUGCCGGCAAGGCCAAGGAAAUCAUCGAGCGCCAGGCUCGUCGCGGGUCCGAGACCCCUGACAGCAACUCCGUCGGCUUCAAGUCCUCGCGCUCAUGGGAGACCGCUCCCAAGGGUGCCAGGCGGAAGAUGAGCAUGGAGUUUUAAUGACUUUACUACAAAUUUUUCUCUUAUGUUGACGACUUUUAACGAUUACGAUUAUUUUACGACCCACUUUAACGACACGAACAUUUCUUUUCCUUUUUCACGAUAAC